Messenger RNA from Scedosporium apiospermum, 2004 nucleotides. RefSeq lists its product as uncharacterized. NCBI's taxonomy places the organism in Eukaryota, Fungi, Ascomycota, Sordariomycetes, Microascales, Microascaceae. The transcript is spliced from 4 exons. The coding region runs from base 1 to 2004 and encodes 667 amino acids. The record is from RefSeq and is a predicted model, not a curated record.
AUGGACGCCAACUUUCCGAGGAGCCAGAAACGGACGACUCAAGACCCCGAAAACGGCGGGGAAGAGCACAGGUGGCAUGUCGAUUGUGCCGAGAGCCGCGUGAGAUGCGACUAUCCCGAUGGUGUCACCCAAGACUUGGAGCCUGAAGCUUCCAACAAUACCGUCCUCGAAAGAGUCAAUUAUGCCAUCACGUUGCUCGAGGAACUGAAAACUAAUAGUCCCAAUACAAAUCGCCAGACAGAAACAAUCGUCUCGGUCUUACCGUUACAAACGCCCUCGCGGACUGCUGAGCCCCUAGGGCAUAUUGUCGAGGGACCCGACAUCUCAAAGACACGAAGCGCGUUCACAGGCGAUGGAUUCGGACAACUUGAUAUUCCCGAGGCUGCGGCGCGGACAAGUGGCUGCGAAUCCUUGUUGCGGUGGCCCGUAUUGAAUGGCAUCUGUCAGGAUCAAUCUGCUAUCUCGUUUGCGCUAGAAGCCACCUUUGGUGCAAAUAGUCACACGCGACAACAGGGAUUGAUCCAGCAGGACUACAUCUGGCCACUCUGUAGGAAGUUUCUGGCGCUCAUUCAUCUUAAAAACCCCAUUCUCGAUGUGUCGGAGUUCUCGAAAUACGCUCGUAACGUGGCCGAGUAUGGGCCUGGUUGGGACGGAGGCGGGUGUUUAGUGCUUAUAGCCUGCGCUCUAGCUAGCGUCGCUGGCCCGUACGACCCAGACGUCGCCAGAUAUCGGCAGGGUAGGCGCAUGUUGCAGGACCAGGUGGGAACGCAAGAAGGGGUUGACGUAGACAUGGGCGAGUCGUUCUUCGGGGCCGCUCAGCGUCGUUUAGGCCUUUUGUCCAAUUCCUUGAUCGCCGUCCAGUGCCAGUACCUCGCUGGGCUUUACGAGAAGUUUCUCGUGCGGCCCUUAGCGGCUUGGUCGCUAUUCCAGAGUGCGAGCUCCCAAUUUCAAGCGUACUUGUAUGCUAAAGGACUUGCUGUCGCCUCUCAGGGGGAGUUUCAAGAGGGAAAGAGGGCAAGGCAUAUUGAGCAACGGUUGUACUGGUCAUGCGUAAAGGCUGAGUGCGAGCUCAGAGUUGAAAUGCAACUUCCGUCAUCUGGACUUUUACGGUUCAAAUAUCCCGAUCCCUUCCGAUCCCUCUCCUUCCCGUCCAGCUCAGCAUUGCAGCAUCUCUCGCCACCGGCUGAGCCACUAACGUCCUCUCCUCAAGGGCAGAUGGCAUGGUCCCCAGCGGCAUGGCAAGGAAGCCCCAGGACUCCGGCUGCGGGCGCACAGGUUAGCAGCCAGGAUGGAGCACUCCAGCCCGAUGAAGAACGGAGCUGGCUUCACUAUCUUGCUGAGAUCUCCCUACGGAGCAUCAUGGAUCGUGUCCUUGCGGACUUGUAUGCCGGCGGCGAAAGUCAGUGGGUAUCCGGAGGAGGAGAAGCCCUACUGCGCUGUCAGGCAGCCUACUUUGAGGAGCUUGAGUCAUGGCAUUCUCAUCUCCCACCACAGCUCGUGUUUCCUAACCCGCUCGCGACGCCCACUGGCCAACCAGUUGACAUCCCGUCAAACGAACUCUCCUUCUUCCUGAUGACCCGUUACGUAGGAGUGAUGGAGUGGAUUCACCGGCCGUUUUUGUAUUUGGUCCUCCAUACGACCGACGAAAAUUCUCUGCCGGCCCAAUCGAGGGUUCUAGCCCAGAAAACGCUUGAAUUAUCAGCUACUUUGAUUCGCCUGGUGGCAGCACAGCAUCGGCACGGCGGAAUUUGGGGACUGAUCAGGAGAUCUUUCGGCGCCGCGACACUUCUCAUUUCAGCCGCCCGGUCGAUUGGCAUACUAAGAAAUGCAGCGCUCUAUCCAACGCUAAGCUUACCGCGUGACUGGGUCGAGCUAGUGGAGUUAUCUUCAGAGACAAUCAGAUCGUGGGAAGGAGGGGGCGGAGGCGCCAAUGACUUGAAGCGUAUGGUUGGAAUUCUUGAAGCCAUGUUAUGCGAGGUUAAGAUCUUGGAAAAUAAUUACUAA